This is a messenger RNA of Serpula lacrymans var. lacrymans S7.9, 2094 nucleotides long. RefSeq lists its product as uncharacterized. Gene Ontology annotation, biological process: box H/ACA snoRNP assembly; pseudouridine synthesis; ribosome biogenesis. Gene Ontology annotation, cellular component: sno(s)RNA-containing ribonucleoprotein complex. The record is from RefSeq and is a predicted model, not a curated record. Gene Ontology annotation, molecular function: RNA binding. The transcript has 4 exons. Bases 59 to 1873 code for a protein of 604 amino acids. NCBI's taxonomy places the organism in Eukaryota, Fungi, Basidiomycota, Agaricomycetes, Boletales, Serpulaceae.
ACACUCAUCCUAUGUUUAUGUUUUAGAUCCAAAGCUAUAUCCAACAUACUUAUUCAAAAUGAACAUUCCCUUUUUUAAGGUCCCUAAUCAUGUCCCUCAAGACAUACUAUUAAUUCAAGAUCUCGUUGAUGUUCCACCCCCACCCAGCUCCAUUCGAAAUGUGUUGCCCGGAGCUACUGAGGAGAAUGAUGACUCCAUCGCUAGUUCAGGUAGCGAGCUUGACAGUGAGGAAGAGGUUGAAGCUGGCCUUGUUGUCCCAGAAGAUGAUCAAGGCCAUCAUACACCAACUGUCUUAUCUGACUCAAGUUCAGACUCUGAGAGUGAUUCGGAGCCCGAGCCUUCUUUAAAAAUGGAAAGCCCUGAUGAAAAGCCCUUGCGAGAUAAUAAUAUCACAGUCGAUAUCGAUGACGAUGAUGAAUCCGGGCCAGGAGCGACUUUAGCUUAUGUUCAAACAAAAAAUGAGGUAGUCGAUGCAGACAUUUUGAUCCCUCCUGUCACGACUAUCGGAUCUGAUGAAAUGUUGGAGAAAGUCGGAGAGAUUACGAGUAUCGUGGGCAAUGUCGUCAUUGUCAAAGGUGUCGCUUCUGGGCUCAUGACAAGAGCCUCUGAGAAAGCUCUAGACGCUGAUACUCUUCUGGCAUUUGAUGAUAGAGAGGUGCUAGGCUAUAUCUAUGAGACAUUCGGUCCUACUUCCCAGCCGUUAUACCAAAUAAAAUUCAACCAAAAGUUUCCGCUGGACCCAGAGAAAGUUCGGGUUGCUCGUGAAGUCUUCCAUGUACCACAGCAAAGCAAUUUCGUAUUUGUCAAUCAACUAAAAAAGCUGAAAGGGAGUGAUGCUAGUAACAUAAACGACGAGGAGCCUGCAGAUCAUGAAUUGGAGUUUUCUGAUGAUGAACAAGAGGCUGCACAUAAGAGCCGCAAUAAGAGGCGUUCGCAGUCUGUUGCAUCUUCUAGGGCGUCGACACCUGCACAUUCCCGGAAGCGUGAAGAGGAGCUCACGAGUGUCCCUUUCUUUGGAAGCAACCCAUACGCUGAACAUGGCCCCUACGAUAUGGAUUUCAGUGUCCCCGGUCCAUCUCGCCCACCACCUAUCCCGUACGAUGACCCAUACGCGGAGGAAUUCAAGGUUGAAGAGUUGAAAUACGAAGAUGAUCCUUCACCUGAGACCUUGCGCAGCAUGAUUCGCCCGGUCGACCAAGCUCCAGAUCGCUCUCAUCACGAAACACAAACCAGACCGGUCAGAGGUCGGGGACGUGGGCGAGGCAGAGAAAGGGGCCGUGCCAAACAUUCAAAUUGGGAGAGUCGUACUCCACGAGAAAACCCAGGACGAACCUGGGGAGGACGUGGGCGUGAUUCUCAUCGCCGGGGAUCAGGCUCAUGGAAUGAGGGACAAGGAGCUCCUCAAGAUUUUAUGGCACAAUCUUAUCAGCCAUAUGAUCCGUACGCGCCUCAGUCGAUAUCGCCGACAUCCCCGGUUGUCGAUGGAGCGACAAGCUCCCAAUUUGAAUCAUCUGCUGGUAUGGCCGGCGCCGACUACCAAUCCAUGCACGUUCCUUCAUCUGCAGCGUCACCUUGGGCGUUUCCGCCUGAAAUGUAUGACCAGUCGUAUGUCCAGCCGCAUAUUAAUCCUCGGUUUGCAUCUGCAUUUGGUAUGAAUUUCAAUCAUACGGCUCCAUCGUGGCGCGGGCCGCCGCAACAAGGACAGUAUAAUCUGGGAUAUCAAGCCGCGCAACCUCCUCAGAACUGGUCUGAUGAAUGGACUGUGCACGGCAUAACAUCCCACGAACCCCAUGGCAGUAAUGAUUUUCCCACAUCUGGAGCAUCAGAGCGCCCAGCCCCCGAGGAAGCAAGGCAGGGCACUAUGCCUCCCUAGCUUUGUAGGAUGAUAGGGGGGGAAAGGUUGUUUCUUCGCAAAAGACCCACUAGUAUGGGAGGUCGGGACACCUGUGAUGCUGAAUUUCAUCUCAUAAAUCACAGUGCAUGGCAAGUACAUUGCUGUAUCAUUGCUGUGUGGUUUGGCUCUACAACACGUGUAGAUCUUUCACUGAUUGGCAGCGAACUUCUAAUUAUUGGAAGCAAGCUUCGUAGACUGAC